GAAAGACGUCAUAGGGGCUUAAUUGAUUGUACGUCGACGAUAUGUCGAAGUGGCAAUUGCAUCUCUUUUUAAUGGUAUAGCAGACAAUGGCGCGAAACACGCCCGUGGGGAAGAUGUGUUCAAUAAUCGGCGAAUAUCGUACAUGUACACGGGAGACCCUAGACCCGACGAGGGUCGAUGAAUAUUGAGACCAAAUAGAGCAUCCAAAAAGAGUAAAAACUCAGACGUUUCAUGAAAGUUUUGUCAGUUAUUUUUUCCGAUGGAUGUUAUACGAUACUGCAAUCCCUUACAUCUGAUUGACAAGGAGGAAAAUGCUGCACCUGGGGAGCGUUUCAUUAAAGGACUUAUCGGGCAUUUUAUCUUACAAAGUAUGUUCCAUACGACGGUGACCAUAGUAACGGCUGUGCUUCUCAGCCAAUCAAAAUCAAGGGAGUUGUCAGAUCUGACAAUUUGUCAGAUGAAAUUUUUAAAACUCCAUGGCAAGGAGGCAUCCUCCCAGCCUCAUCCUCUACAUGAUCUUAACCAUGCUAAACGGUGUUAUGAAAUCGGAAAACACUGGUGAAAAGAGCACUGUGCUUUGAGAUCCCAAGAUCUGAAUCCCCAUCGAUACGUUGUAAAACCGCAAAGUGCGUAUUUUCCUCGCGAAAAGCAGAGUGGGAAGGGCGGUCCUCAAGAACACAAAAGCUCUGAGUAGUCAUUAUAGCGAAUGACACUUCAGUGUAUGCGUUAAUAUUGUAUCAUUGCAUCAACCAUAAUCAAAAUCAAGGAAAGUUGUAAGGUGUGGAAUAUAAUAAGACAACAAACCCUGCGACAAAUGUUGAUGGAAGUCUACCUUAGUCUCGAAGAACCCCUUUAUUACAUGUACUAGUUAUUUGAAUAUCUGUGCCAUACGAAGUUAAAGAUUUUGUUGCCCGUAAAGUGUACACCUCGGUGACGAAAAUCACACAAACGAAACUGACGUUGACCGCCCUUCAACAGACUAACCUUGCAAAAACAAAAUACAUUGUUGUUUUAAAUGGCUCACGUGAGUAGGCCUAUAACCAUACCAACUUGAAGACAGAAUACAGCUGCUGUGAAACAAAAGCAUAGUCGGCCUAACAUAGAACUAGUGUAACAUUUGCGCUGUUUCUUGACUUAGAAUGACUUAAUACACUUAAUACAUUUUUAUUUUAAAGAUAGAGAGCAGUUAUCUCAAGAGUUUACGUCAAUUCCUAUUAACUCAAGAAAUAACAAUAGUUGGAGAGAAUUUCAUGCGAAAUUAUAGGUUUAUUUUACCGUCUCAUUGGCAUUUUACUUUCACCAAGCUUAGCAGGAGGUUCAGAAGCAUAUCAAUUUUCUGUGGGGAGUUAUGCCAUCGUAAAUCUUUGGAAGGAUGUUAAAAUUCUCUAAAAUUUCCUAGCCCUGGUGAUAAUCUAGCGUAAUUUUGUAGCCUAAGAAAUUUGCUUUCCUAGAUCAUGGUGGUACUAUCAUGGUAAAAUUUGAUGUGCCUGUGAAGAGUGGCAUUUCUCGUCUUGAACAUGAAAUCGAACAUGAAAUGUAUAAUGUAUGAGAACUAAAACGUUUCUCUCUCUCUCUCUCUCUCUCUUAUUAAUCUUUUUGACAGGAUGUCACGAAACGCGUAUUUAUGGGCGUGUCUCCUCCUAGGAGCUCUUUGCCUCCUUAUCGCCGCCAACAGCGUCAAUGCCGACGGUGAACUGACGGAAGACGAUGUCGAGAAAAGAGCAAACUACUUCAGAGGUAGGGGUAAGAAACCCGGAAAGCGGGGUGAUGGCGAUGCAGCUUUGGUCGAUGAUACUUUGACCGACGAGGAAAAGAGAGCAAAUUACUUUAGAGGUCGUGGACGGAAAGCUGGAAAGCGCGACGACGGCGAAGCAGCUCUGGUUGAUGAUUCUUUAACAGAUGAAGAGAAGAGGGCAAAUUACUUCAGGGGAAGGGGUAGGAAGGCUGGAAAACGAGACGAUACCAUCGCAGAUUUGGUCGAUGAUGCUCUAACCGACGAGGAGAAGAGAGCGAAUUACUUUAGAGGUCGUGGACGCACAGCCGGAAAGCGCGACGACGACGAAGCAGCUCUCUUAGACGAUUCUUUAACAGAUGAAGAGAAGAGGGCAAAUUACUUCAGGGGAAGGGGUAGGAAGGCUGGAAAGCGAGACGAUCCCAUGGAAGCUCUGGACGACGACACUCUUACCGAUGAAGAGAAAAGAGCAAAUUACUUUAGAGGUCGUGGACGAAGACCCGGAAAGCGCGACGAUUUUGACGCAGGACUAGUAGAUGAUACUCUGACAGACGAGGAGAAGAGGGCAAAUUUUUACAGAAAUCGGUUCCGCAGCGGAAAGCGAAGCGAUGAUAUCGAAGAUGUCUUGACCGAUGAAGAAAAAAGGGCAAAUUACUUUAGGGGCCGUGGCAGGAAAGCCGGGAAGCGAGACGACGAUGGCUUUGACUUGGCCGAUGAGAUUGAUGGUGGACUUAUGGAUGAUGAAAAGAGGGCUAACUUCAGGGCUCGCCAGCGGGGAAGGAUGGGCGGCAAGUAAACAUGUCUGAUAUUGCAGCGUGCAUGGCAUGUUUUAAAAAAAUAUGAUUUAUCAAAUCACUCAUUCAUUUUUACGGCUUCAGUUUUCCGAAACCUAAUCAACAAAGUUGCGUAGAAAAAAAAAACCAACGAAAAAAAAUUGUAUCUGCAAAAAGGAUUGUUAUUGGGCGAUUCCUUGCUGUGUCGUACAUGAAUUUUUUACAACAUUUUACGUCUUUUUGACAUUGAUAGUGAUCCUCAUUUAUCACCAGAUGGGGAACAAAAACUAAGACUUGACAUGACCUAGUUACAUGUCCAUUACAAUUGAAAUGAAAAAAAAAUUACUGUGUAGGUCGAGACACAAAACGAAAAGAAACAACAAGGGGCGGACAACAAAAGCACGGAAUCGCCCUAAUCAAAAGAUGCACAACAUGCAUAAUAUGAAGAUAAUAUCAUUUAAAUUAUCGUAUCCCAACUAUAAAAUAAUUUAACUAUACAGGCUAACGUGUUUGUACCUUUUUUUGUAAAUAUGAAUUGGAAAGGCGGAGACGGACCGGGAGAUGCGGUAUGUACCGAUAUCCUUCCGAAUUCAAAGGCAGCAUAAGGCUAAUAUUGAAUUAAUAGAGAUGGUGUAAGUGUAAAUACUAAGAGGAGAGAUACUAUACUUCUUACGAAAUUGAUAAAAGACGAUUUAUUUUCAUUAUAAUUCUAAUCUUCAGAUCUAAUUUUCUGGUUCUGUUGCUGUCUAAUUCAAGCCUGUAGAAUUAUACAUAGCAUAUAUCUAUAUCAAUGUAAUAUGAUGUAAAUAUCAAACAGAAUUGCUGAUAUAUAUUAAAUAUUGAUUAAUGAUUGUCGAAAAAAAACCAAGUCGUUGAUAUUUUACGACAAUCGACGAACUAUUGAAAGAACCUGAAGAAAAAUACAGGAUACAUGAAGUUCACUGACCGUAUAAUUCGCCUGUGAUUUUGUUGAAAUACACUGCACUGUCUAUACUUCAUCGAAGAACUGUCACCUGGUAGAACUUUACACCUUCCCCUUGUAUUAUAUUUUGUGCAAUAAAAGAUGGUUACCGUUUAAGAGAAGUUCAGAUGGCCAAUCUAUGGUGCACUAAACAACAAAAAGAAAAAUAAAAAUUCAUGGAAAACAGUGGUAGCUCAUGAGUACUUUUUAAAUACUUUCUGACAAAAAGAAUUAAUUUGCUAUGUGAAAAUUGCGAAAGGAUUCGAUGACUUAGAAACAACAUUAUCCGGGAAACGUUAUAUUCUGUAAAUCAAAUGAUCUUUCCAUUUGGUUAUGUUGAUAUGUCAUGGAUGGUGGCAAAAGUGACAGCAUGAUCGUACUUGCCCUUGCCGCAUUAUUUUCGUGAAUCAUAUCGUUCAAAUGCUAACUAAAAUGUUAUGACCAUGAUUGUCAUAGCAAUCUCGAGAGGGAUAUGUUUUGUUCAAGUUGAUAAACGAAAUGUACAUACACACGUUGUUGUUCUGGACGUUUAAAACAAAAUAAACAAGUUAUGCAAAUUUAAAAAAAAUUAAUAGCUAGACAAAAAUGCUCCCAGCUGGCACAUCCUUUGCUUAUAGAUAUGUCAAUGUAAAAAAAUGGGGUUUAAGAAUGCAUCAAUCGAUGUUAUGAGGGGGAUCUACCAUCGGGUCAUUGAUUACACCAAAGGGAUUUUAAAUUAACAGCAAAUUGUAAUCAGUAUCACCAAAUAUGUGUUAUGAUAACACCAUGAAUUGGACACUGAUGUAAAAUGAUUGUUUUGGUUCUCUGUGAACACCGAUGGCGUAUUUUUAAACACCAAUGAUUUUCUAUAGUUACAUUAGCACUUAUAAGUGUAUUUUGUUAUCGUUUGAGGUGUGCUGUAGCUCGUUUAUCCUCUGAAUAAGGCUGUUUCCUUAACCUAAUACUAGAAUUGAAUAUUGAAUAUGGCAUAGAUGGACCAAUGGCCAAUGUUGGCUUCAAAUUUAGGACUGUGCCCCAUUUUGUGUUCAAUAAAUUUUUAAAAUCUUUAAGAUCUCAUACUUGUAACAGACUACCCAUUUCAGGCACGAUUGUUGCAUUUGUCUGGCAAUAAAAAAAGAAAAUCGA
Molecule: messenger RNA, 4591 nt
Organism: Lytechinus pictus (painted urchin)
Lineage: Eukaryota; Metazoa; Echinodermata; Echinoidea; Temnopleuroida; Toxopneustidae
Exons: 1
Coding region: 1605-2528 (307 amino acids)
Source: RefSeq, a predicted model, not a curated record